ACUGUAUUCGUCUCAUAUUCCAACCUGCGCACUGGCAUUUCAGCGGCGCAUUGCGUCCUUCCUUUGUUGUAUGGAAUGAAAGUGGCCCGCGCCAAGACUCCACAUCUCCGGGCCAUCGCCAGGAGUCAAUUUUAUUAAUUUCCAGACCCUGACGAAACGGUGAUGCGUGUCUUGUACCUGUCCUUCCUUUAGAUCGCCAUUUGAUACUUUGCUGCUCAAUCGCUCCCAGUCAAUCGUCCCACACUCCUUACUGCUCUCUUGCGCAUUCCUGCCCUGCAAGUCAUGCCAGGAUAAUGGUGGGUGAGGCUCCUGCAUCGUUAUCGCCAGUGGGUUCGGAGUUGCGCCCGGCGACUGAAGCUGUGCCCUUUGACGAGACUGUCGCAGCCCAGCGGCCCAUUGCCGUUCGUUCAGUCUCACUGCCCACACCGUCCGACGAUACGCCACUAGAACCUAAUGACCGGUCCUUCAGCACCAGCGCUGCCUCUCCUGAAUCCAACGAUCGUCCCGCGACAGCACGUUCGGUGCGCAAUACCAGACAGAAUGGAGGACUUACGCCGCCGACCCCAGCGGGCGAAAGCUUCGGCACACGAAAGUCGGAGGAUGAUCAAUCGCUUCCCCCUUCGUUGUGCAGCGUGCCCAGCAUUGUCAUUCAUGACAGCUCACGUCCAGUCUCACGCCCAGGGUCUCGGCCAGGGUCUCGAUGGUCGGAGCGAAAGUGGGGUGGCUUGAGAAAGAGGUCAGCGGAGUUGGAACGCAAGAUGAGCAUGGAGGAACUUCCUCCUGUGCCGCCAAUCGAGCCUGAGUUUAGUGGAAUCAGCUUGGAUAUACCGACGGCAUCCCUGGGUGGGUUGGGACAGGGUAUGAAAUUUUCGACCCGAGGCAGCCUCAUCAGAGACCGAUCAAAGCGGCCAUAUCCUGCGUUGCCUAAGGAGAAGAGCUUGGAGGAAGCCACUGAAAAGAGCCUGGCACCGGCCCCAGAGGAGCCAUCUACCCCACAGGCCACGGAAGCAGACACGGUACCGGAGCUUACACCCUCAACGAGAACUGGAAAAGACGAGACACCGACGUCUGACAAACAAGACGUGACGAAUGGUAAAAAGCAGGAUGUGACGAAUGGUGAAAAGAACGAUGCGACAAAUGGCGCUCCCAGGGCAGUGCCCCGUGUCAGACCCCAAAGCACUCUCCGGCCAAGGCAAACGAGCCUCCAGAGUAGAGCCAUCUCUGCAGACGAGGAUAUGCUAUCUCGACGGGUUCGGCUGAUGUAUGAGAAGGGUGACGACAAUAUCACUGACGCGGAGGUCGCAAAGGCAAUGGCAUCGGACAAUGGCGUUCUUUGGGAAGAGCCAACUACCCCCGACAUUGAGACUGCUUCCACACCCGCCCCCGAGAUGAAUGGAACCGACCUCAAGGGCCGAGCCUCCGAAGAAGUAGAGCGCAUCAGGAUGAAGAGAGAGACACGGGAACUAGCAGGGGGCAUCGAGUAUUGGCAAGAUGUGGGGGCAGGACAAGUCGAUCGCUAUGGGUUCAUUCAUGCACCAGCCGAUGAACCUCACCCUAUUCAAAGAGUGACAACGAGCCUUCUCCUUGCUUCUGAGACACCUCGGAGGAAACGUUCCAUUCGACCACCAACUGCUCGAGCUAGCAACCGCUCCUUCAGUGCUCGAUCGCCGACUCGCAACCUUUCUCAAAGCUCUGCAGGGGCUCGGCCAACCUCAUCAGCAAGCACACACAGUAUGCCAGUCCGGCGGUCCACAUCGCGACUCCGUUCGGCGGCUAAUCACCUUCCGCAUAAUAGAGACCGAAAGGUUACGGACGAAGCAGGCGAUAUGCUAACUCUACCUGGUGAUGUCCUCGGUGAAGGCCCAGAUACGGCUGCUGCGCGUGCGAUGCGGAGGAAGGAGUGGGAUCGCGAGGACAAGUGGACCAAAAUGGCGAAACCGGUCAAGAAAACCCGUGACGGUGGCGGUAUGAAAUUCGAGUUUGAUACGCAUAGCACCAAGUUGAUUGAGCGGACUUGGAAGGGCAUCCCUGACCGAUGGCGCUCGACAGCCUGGUACUCGUUCCUCGAGAGCAGUGCGAAGCGUCAUGAGAAUAGCCCCUCUGAAGACACGCUCAUUGCCGCCUUCCAUGAAUACCAAUAUGUCUCCUCGCCAGACGAUGUCCAAAUUGAUAUCGACGUGCCCCGCACGAUCACCAGCCACAUCAUGUUCCGUCGGCGUUAUCGCGGUGGACAAAGGCUGCUAUUCCGCGUGCUUCAUGCCAUGUCAUUAUACUUUCCCGACACUGGCUACGUGCAAGGUAUGGCGGCUCUGGCGGCAACGUUGCUAGCAUACUAUGAUGAGGAACAUGCGUUCGUCAUGCUCGCCCGCCUUUGGCAACUACGAGGCCUCGAGGAGCUGUACAAAUCUGGAUUCGCCGGUCUUAUGGAGGCCCUGGACGAUUUCGAACGAGAGUGGCUCGCUGGUGGUGAAGUGGCCUCGAAACUGAACGAAGUCGGGAUUCCACCCACAACAUAUGGAACCCGAUGGUAUCUCACACUUUUCAAUUACUCUAUUCCUUUCCCUGCCCAGCUUCGGGUAUGGGACGUCUUUAUGCUCCUUGGAGAUGCAGACGACCUCACUGCUGCUGCCCGGCCAAACACCUCGUCUGGAAAGGGCAAGAAGGAUUUGCCUGUUCCCCGCUCUAGCACCUUCGGACAAGGUCUCGACGUGCUUCACGCCACAUCCGCAGCCCUCAUCGAUGGUAUGCGCGAGAUAAUUCUCGAAUCUGAUUUCGAAAACGGCAUGAAGGUCCUCACCAGCUGGGUCCCAAUCAAGGACGUUGAAAUCUUCAUGCGCGUUGCUAAAGCGGAGUGGAAGGUCCACCGUCGCAAGAAGGCGACUUAA
Molecule: messenger RNA, 2885 nt
Organism: Penicillium subrubescens
Lineage: Eukaryota; Fungi; Ascomycota; Eurotiomycetes; Eurotiales; Aspergillaceae
Product: putative TBC domain protein
Exons: 2
Coding region: 294-2885 (863 amino acids)
Source: RefSeq, a predicted model, not a curated record